AUGGAUGAAUCAAUUUUAAACCAUUUAUUCCUUCCGCAUCAUCUACCAGAUUCAGCUGAUGAAGAUUUUUUGAUAAAAGGCAAACACGAGAAUGAAUACAAACUACUUGAAUGCCUUAAUGAAUAUUUCAACUCGGUUACUUCUGCUCAUGUGCCGUUUACUCCACCCGUUUUUCGUAUUUUCCAUGAUACUAUCAAACGUUGGGCUGUGCUUCAGAAUCCUCAAAAUCUGUCGGUACAAGAUAUACAAACCACCCUUGAAAAACUAUCAACUGGAACGCUUCUUCCACUUUAUUUUCAUGCGCAAAAUGCUGCAAUUCUUAUCGAAAUCGAUGAAACGAAUCAGCCGAUAGUUUCAGCAUGGGAAGUCUUAUUACCAAAUUCCACCAUCACCUCGUCAAUCACGCGUCACUACUCGUGUUUUCCAGUAACCACAUAUCGAUUAUGUGAUCGAGGUCAACUCAACUCCAAAGUGCACUGCGAAAUUCUAGCAGAUUUCAUGUCGAAUACGAUUGAAUAUUCUAAAGCACAAAAAGCAUCUCGUGAAGUCGAUGAAAUACGCGAUGUGCCCGAAUCACAUUAUGUCUGCCAAUGGUGGAUUCAACAUUUUCAAGAAUUGACAGAUAAUCAUGCGACUGAAAUCUGCCUUCCAUUUAAGAAAAAACAUCGUGAUCAAAUCCGGUCGCACCGUGAAUUGGCACCUUUUCGUCGCUCGGGACUCUGGAUGACUAUCAAAGUGGUAGUACAAACUAUUUUAACGAAAUCUUUGAAAGAAAAUGCGAUUAUCAUUUAUAAACUAUUCGUAACUCAUUUUCUCACGUACAUUAUCUGCACAAGAACGCCUCCAGUCGACUUAUUGGUGCAUUCGAUCAGAAAAAUUGUACGACGAUUGAAUAAAAUUGAUCAUUUACCAAUUGCUUCAGCGUCCGAAAGUAUAAAUCAAUGGAUUGAAAAUACAAAGAAUGACAUACAAGAUAGUAUCAAUCGGAUCUUUCCCAAAUCGGACUGGCAACAAGCGGUCCGCAUGAAUGAGAUCCGAAAUGAAGAUUUGUCAAUGGAGGAUUUCCAUUCGGAUAAUACAACGAUUUGUAAACAUUCAUGUGCCAGGUGUAUGUUUCAACGUGGCUUUUCAAACGAAAAGCGACAUUUUCUAAAAUAA
Messenger RNA from Adineta ricciae, 1158 nucleotides. NCBI's taxonomy places the organism in Eukaryota, Metazoa, Rotifera, Eurotatoria, Adinetida, Adinetidae. The record is from the annotation of a GenBank genome assembly.